Musa acuminata subsp. malaccensis (wild Malaysian banana) is the source of this 3877-nucleotide messenger RNA. RefSeq names its product kinesin-like protein KIN-12C. Lineage: Eukaryota; Viridiplantae; Streptophyta; Magnoliopsida; Zingiberales; Musaceae. Gene Ontology annotation, biological process: microtubule-based movement. The record is from RefSeq and is a predicted model, not a curated record. Gene Ontology annotation, molecular function: microtubule motor activity; microtubule binding; ATP binding.
AAUUAUUUGAAUCGCGUUGAGGCGCUCCCCCUCCCUCGUCUUCCUAAGCCUCAUAUUUCGUCAUCGUCAUUCCCAUUGUUACCAUUGUCCACCAAAGAAGGCAGAAGGCGGAGCAGAUCGAGCAAUGGAAGCCUUGCGAAUCCAGCCCCCGAAGCCUUCCGCCCGAUCGAUGCUCUCUCCCCUUUUCCCUCGAUCUCCCUCCUCCGCCGCCCGCAAGAAGGCUCCUCCUCUGGUUUCCAGAUCCGGGAGGGAGAACGCGAAUCCCAACGUCCACAAUGACCCUCCGCCCUCGCCUUCUCUUCUUGCUGGCAAGGCGUCGCCUCGCCGGGCCGAUGGUGUUCUCCGGAAGGAGCGUCCAAGACUGGUCGAUGCGUUGCCCGGAGAUGAUGUUUCCCCCGAUCCCUCUGAUCCUUCGGUCAAGGUGGUGGUCAGAGUAAGACCAGGGAACGAACAGAAGCGAGCAGAUGAAGGCGCCGUUCGCAAGAUCUCGCCUGAUUCUUUAGUAGUUGGAGGUCGUUCUUUCACUUUCCAUUCGAUUCUUGGUCCAGAGUCCACCCAGGAAGAUGUCUUCAAGACAGUCGGCAUACCUUCGGUGAACUAUUCUUUGGCAGGCUUCAACACUUCGAUACUAUCGUAUGGACAGACCGGGACUGGGAAAACCUACACGAUGUGGGGUCCUGCCGGUGCCAUGGUCGAUGGCAGUUCUGUUAACGGUGAGCAGGGCGUCGCUCCUCGGCUCUUCAGGAUGCUGUUCUCCGAGAUUCACAGAAAGCAAGAGAGCUCAGAAGAAAAACAAAUAAACUUUCAAUGUCGAUGUUCGUUCCUUGAGAUAUAUAAUGGUCAGAUAAAUGACUUGCUUGAUCCGACUCAAAGGAAUCUUCAGAUAAGAGGUGAUGCUAGGAAUGGUUCCCAUGUGGAGAACCUGACUGACGAGUAUGUCACCACGGUUGAGGAUGUUACCCAACUUUUGGUCAAGGGGCUUGCAAACAGAAAAGUAGGUGCAACGAGUAUGAACUCCAAGAGUUCACGUUCUCAUAUCAUCUUCACUUGCAUAGUGGAAUCCUGGUGCAAGCUGUCAGCAUCAAAGUGUUUUAGCAGUUCAAAGACUAGCAAAAUAAUCCUUGCUGAUCUUGCUGGAGCAGAUGAUGGCAUACUUGAUGCUACUGGCAAACAAUGUGUUAGAGAACGGAGGCAUAUUAAGAAGUCUCUUUCAAAACUUGGAAAGUUGGUAAACAUCCUUGGAGACGCCGAACAUCCUCCAGAAGACCACAAAGUCGCAUACAUGGGUUCCUGUUUGACUCAUCUAUUGCAGGAGACACUCGGUGGUAAUGCGAAGGUUGCAGUUAUAUGUGCAAUUUCUCCUGAUGGCGGUUCUCGAGGUGGAACACUGAGUACACUCAGAUUUGGAGACCGAGCGAAGCAGAUACAAAACAAGGCAGUGGUAAAUGAAAUAACUGAAGACGACGUUAAUGAUUUGAGUGAUCAAAUACGACAGUUGAAGGAGGAGCUUAUGAGCACAAGGCUGGAUGAAGGCAAAUCUGUUGCGACAGCAGAUGGACAUUUUAAAGGGCGAAAUGGCCGUCAAAGCUUAAAUCUUCUAAGAAUGAGCCUCAAUCGCUCUUUAAUUUUACCUCAUAUUGAUCCGGAAUCAGAUGAAGAAAUGGACGUUGAUGAAGAAGAUGUCAGCAAACUCUGCAUUCAAUUGGGUAACAUGAAUUAUUCUGCAGAAAACGAGUCAAAAGAUAAGUUAGAAAGCAAGGAUGCAAUGAUAAUUGCUGAUACUGAAGGUCCAAAUGCAGACCAAGACAGUCGAACAGACUUAGCUACGGUUGAUUCUUGUGGCCACGAAGUUAAUUUUAACUCUUCCAAGGAGAUUAGGCUUGUGGAAAUGCAUUCAGAAGUAUCUGAAAGAGAAACAGCUAACAACCACAGCGCUACACCACAAGAGGGCGAUUCCAAGAUCACAAGUACCAUUACAUGCAAAGAUUCUCUAAGAAAAUCUGGCCUGUCCAUUCCCUGCCAACAAAGGCCGAUGCUUCAAGAUCCUAUUUUGUGUUCAUCUCCUAAACUCGCAAAGAUUUUUGAGAAAACUAGUGUCUCAUCCGAGAGUCCUAGGCCUAAUUUACAUUUAGAAUCAGUUAGAAGAUCUGACAUUAUCCGCUCCUCCUUGCAGUCAAGUAAGGCCAGCCCAACUGACUCCUUGGCUGUCAGCCUACACAGAGGCUUGCAGAUUAUAAAUUAUCAUGAGAGGAACUCAGCCGCAAGAAGCUCUUUUGUAGGUCUCUCUUUUGAACACUUGACGAACAUAUCAAGCCAUUCCAAGGAUAAGGUUGAUGCCGGUAUGCAAACUGUACUCGAUGAGGGAACUGCUUCUCCUUUACUCUGUUCAGCUUGCAAGAAUGUUGUAGAUUUUAUCGGAUACAAGGAGGCAAGUGAGACACCAGAUAUGCAGAUUGUGCCAGUCAAUGAGGAUGUAAAUGCGCCUUUAGCCAAUAUCACAAAGAGAGAGAAGGAACUCGAAGCUCUAUGUGCAGAGCAGGCAGCAACGAUCAAGCAUCUGAGUUGCUUGGUUGACAAACAAAAGCAGGAAGAGGUCCAAGCUAAACAGAAUGUGCUAGCUGAUAACUGCAUGAUCACUGAAAACCAUCUCGAGGGGUCGAUGGUGAAGUGCUCGUCGAAAGAAAUUGUGGAUCACCUGCAUCGUGAUGAUGAGAGGGAAGCAUUGCUCAUGGAAAUUCAAAGCUUAAAAAACCAGCUAAAGUCUGUGAAGGAUGUUUCAGAAAAUAAUUGUCUUCUUGAGCAGAUAAGAAAUGGUGGAACCUCUUGUUCAGGAAUAGGGGUGGAGGAGUUUGAGAUGGAAAAGCGGAAGUGGAUGGAGUCUGAGAGCAGAUGGAUCUCUCUCACCGAGGAGUUGAGACUUGACCUCGACAAAAACCGCAGGUUUGCAGAGAAGAAAGAGAUUGAACUUAACAUGGAAAAGAACUGCACUACGGAGCUGAACGAUGCCCUGCAGCGAGCGAUCCUUGGGCAUGCUAGAAUUGUCGAACACUACGUAGAACUGCAGGAGAAGUAUGACGAGUUGCUACUGAAGCACCGGAAAAUCAUGGAAGGAAUUGCAGAAGUGAAGAAGGCAGCUUCAAAGGCAGGAGGCAAGGGUUCUGGUUCUGCUUUUGCUGCAGCUCUUGCAGCAGAGCUGUCAACCCUGAGAAUUGACAGGGAGAAAGAGAGGGCCUAUCUCAAGGAGCAGAACAGGAGACUAACAAUUCAACUCCGUGAUACAGCAGAAGCUGUACAUGCUGCUGGAGAGCUUCUUGUUCGACUGCGAGAAGCAGAAGAAGCAGCUGCUCUAGCAGAGGACAAGCAUGGGAAAGCCCAGCACGAGGUGGAGAAAAUGAGGAAGCAGAUGGAGAAGCUGAAGAGAAAGCAUGCGAUGGAGCUGGUCACCAUGAAACACUUCCUUGCCGACAGUCGGUUGCCUGAAUCGGCACUGAAGCCGCUCUAUCACGAGUCCGAGAUAGUGGAAGAGGGCAAAGCUACUGCGACUGAUGAUGAUCAAUCAUGGAGGGCUGCAUUCCGGCCUUCGUACCAAUAGAUCAACGGAAAUGGAGGAGUUUAGACUAAUCCAAGAUGUCUUGGACGGGGAGGGGAUGAUACGAUAGGGCUCGAGGGAUGAGUUGCUUUUACUUGUUGCCCUUGUAAUAUUUCUUCAGGAGCGAGGCCACUAUUCCCUUUGGCAACAUCAACGCAUUGUUACCCUCUCGAUUUGGUGUGUCCUAUUGUAGCCUUCGUUUGAUUGAUUUGGAUAUUUGAUUCGUGGUUGGUUCAAAACUAGAUCAGAAUUAGAAUGAUCCUUUUUUUGUCAAUGUUCUUGAAUUCC